GUUCGACAGACAGUGUCAGCAGAGCCAUUAAAGUUGUUCUGCUGCCACCUAUCAUUUUUUGCUCGAAAAGAUUAAAUAGGGAAACCAAAGAGACUGUCAUCGUUCUGUGAUACCUGGACGCUGCGCGUCUGCCUUGGAGUAUCAAAAGGGCACAGGCAAUAACCUCUGCAGUGCCAAUAUGCUGUUGAAUGAAUGAAAGCAACAGUGCAGCUUCUUGGUGCUGUCACUCUAUACUACUCCACGGUCAGGGUCAAAGUGCGGCCACAAUCGUGAAUGAUUCAUCAGUAUUUGAGCGGCACGAGUGACGAUGGGUCAGAGCAGCAGUGUGCCGCUGGGCGGAAGGAAUAAAUCUUUCCGCAGCAGCUGGCGGUCACCUUUUCCCCAUCGCAAUCGGGCUUGCAAAGGAAAUCUCUCUGCAACAUUCAACGUCUUAGAUGUUGACACUAAGAUUGACCAAUUGAAUGUAAAUUUGGCAAGUGAAGAAGAACUUAUGACACUUCCUGAUAUUUCCCGUGCUGAUGCUCACAAUAUUGUUGAAUACAGACAGCGGCUGGGUCGCUUUAAGAAAGUUGAAGACCUAGCUCUUGUAUCAGGAAUUGGUGCGGAUAAACUAGCUCUCAUCAGACCAGAAAUAUGUGUAGCACCUAGACGUUCUCCUAGCUGUGCCUCUUCAAGAGCUCAAUCUACAGACAGCAUUCAUAGUGUGGAUUCAAAGCCACUACCCCGACCAGUGCCUCUUCUGAAUAUCAAUACAGCUACUGUCUUUGAGCUACAAGCUAUACCAGGGUUUACCCAAGAAAUAGCUGCAAACGUGAUUGACUAUAGAGAUACCCAUGGAAAUUUUUCCACGUUAGAUCACCUUACCAAAGUUAAGGGUAUUAAUCACAUCAGAUUAGGAGCUGUUCGAGCAAGACUUACAGCUUGCUCAGAGAAUGCGGCUGUACCAGUCCGCAAUGGCUAUGCAUCCAGCUUCAAUGUGGUUCAUGGAACACCUAAAAGUUCACCAAAGCUGACAGCUAGCCAUUCUUCUCAGCCAAUUGCCAAUGGAAAAAUUUCAGGUCAUCGCAAAACCAUGUCAGUUCCUGUCAAAUUAGGACCAACAAGUAAUGGUUUGGCUGUCCGUGACAUUUUGGAUGUGCUCUCUGCAUGCUCGCCAAGGCCCAUUGUUGAGGACCAUUUUGACGGAAAAAGAAAAGGCAGACCUGCAAUUAGAAUGGCUACAUGGAACCUUAGUGGGUUGUCCCUCGAAAAGGCAGAGAAUCCUGGUGUCAAAGAGGUCAUCUGCCGAACUAUAUUGGAGAAUAGGUUUUCUCUGGUGGCACUGCAAGAUGUUCUCCGGGUUGAAGCUCUUGAAAAGAUUUGCAAUGAGUUAAAUUUUCCUUGUCUGAGGCGGAUCAAAGAUUGGAAAGAAAAUUCACGCAGAUGGCACCAUCAGAGCUGUAAAGGUCUUGGAUUUCUGUGGGAUGCAAAUGAUGGAGUAGCACUAUCUGCAAUUAACAUGAUAAAGCUUCUGGAUUCUGAUGACUUAGAAGUUCUUCAUGCUGAUUUUAUGGUUGGGAAUCAUCGAAUCUCUUUGGUAAAUAUUCAUUUCCAGGAGCCGAUCUCAAAUGAAAGUCAAAAUGAAAUUCUUUCAGCUGUUCAAAAGCAACUAACUAAAGACCAAAAUGACAAGCAAAUAAUUGUUGGUGACUUUUCAUUCCCCCUUAAAAACACUGAAGACUGUGCAUUAUCGGUUGAAUUUGAUGCUGUUCUGCCACCAAGUGUCGUCACCAACAGUAUUGCACUUAACCAUCACAGUGGUGAAAAUCCUUUUAAUGAUAACAUAUAUUUGAAUAAAACAAUCCAAAAACAAUUUACAGAUAUGAGUGGCGUGGUCCGUCAAGGUCUUACACAUCUUGCUAUUCCAUAUAGUUGGUCAUGGGGUGGCCCAGCAAGUGAACAUUGUCCAGUCUGGUGUGAACUGUAUGUCGAGAAGAUGCCUUUAUCAACUAGCCCAACAAAACAAGGGUAAAAUGCUUCUCUAGAGGAAAGAUUAAAAAAAUAAAAAAAUAGAAUUUUUAUGUGGAACCAACAUGAAAUGUAUUUUUGAGUCGAAUGAACUGUUUCAAUAACUUAUUGUGUUGUUGUUCAAACAUCAUAAAUAAAUUUAAUUCUAUGUUAAAAUAUUUAUUCUUAAUGUGACUGUAACUUUUUAAUUUUAACCAGACAAAUUAUUUUGUACUUGAAUCUUACUAUUAAAUUCCACAAUGCUGUGAUCUUCAGUGCGUUUUGGCUCCUUAUCAGAGCCCCUGGAAAACACAUGUCACUCGUGUGUUCAUCUAAUUCCUUGCUUUGUACCUUUGUAAGUGCUCACUGAUGUAAUGUUAAUAUGAAUAGUGAUCAUUUACCUUGUAUUUAAGAAUGCAAUCAGGCAUUGCAAUUAUUUUACGUUGUACUUUUUCAUUGUAUGUGAUAAGUGUUGCCUAAUAUGAAUAUGUAUAAUGAGCUGAAAGCAUUGCCUUUAAUUUGCUGGCUUUAGUUGUACCUACACAGCAAAGGGCUCACAGUUCUUGAUUCAUACCUUCUAGCAUAUCUAAUGUCACUAGGUACAUUAUUAUUUACUAUGACAGGUGAUUCUCAGGCACUUUAUUUGAUUUUCUGUUAUCAAUUUCACCUUUUGCUCAAUUCUCCAACCUCUCAACGAUUUCAAUGAGGGCUUUUUAUUUUUAAGGGCUAGCAGCUAUGUACUGUGAACGUAAUAGUUAGUCAUUUUAUGUCAAAUGUACUUUGUGAAAAAUACUUUUUGUUAUAAUUUCAUGUUAUUGUUUUUGUUUACAUUUCUUAGAGUUUAGCGACAACCAUUCAAUAGAUUAGAUCAAGUGCAUAUUCUGCCACUGUAUUUCAUUCAUUGUUUUUCUAUGACCAUGUUGGUCAAAAUUACUGCAUAAAAUUCAUAUCAUUCACUAGCAAAUGAAUUUCAUGUUAUGUUUGCUUAUGAAUUUAGUUAACUAUGUCUUCCCUGCAUUGAAAAUCAAAAUGCAUUAAUUUGUCAAUGCAGAACUGCAUGGAAAUAUUUUCUUGCUGAUAAAUUUAACAUGAUAAACUUUGUUUUGAGGUGGUUUGGUGUUUGAAAGUUAAUCAACACGCAUGUUUAAUGAUUGUGCUCAAUCUCAAAUUAUCAAGAACGCAGUACAUUUAAAAACAAAACCAAUGUUUUGUGUAAGUCUCUUCAGUUACCACAGACCUUGUCUCUAAGUCAUAAAAGAUUAACUUAGAUACAUAGAUUAAAGGGCAAUACACUUCAA
This is a messenger RNA of Thrips palmi, 3284 nucleotides long. RefSeq names its product endonuclease/exonuclease/phosphatase family domain-containing protein 1-like. Gene Ontology annotation, cellular component: plasma membrane. The coding region runs from base 308 to 2011 and encodes 567 amino acids. NCBI's taxonomy places the organism in Eukaryota, Metazoa, Arthropoda, Insecta, Thysanoptera, Thripidae. The transcript has 12 exons. The record is from RefSeq and is a predicted model, not a curated record.